AUGAAAUUUUGGUUUAUUUUUGUUGGAGUAAUUUUUGCAAUCUUCUUCAAAUUAGCCACAGACUUAGAUUUUUUCAAACCUGUAGGGAGUUACAAUGAAUAUGGAAAUUGUAAAUACUUAAAGGAGGAUAUAAGAGGACCAGAAGAUAUGACUUAAUAUAAUUCCACAACAAUAAUAAUAGGUUCAGGAAAUUUCUAAAAAGUUUAUGCUAGAGGAAAACCAGAGUUAGAAUAAUAAGGAAUUUAUGCAAUUAUAAAUUCUAAUAAAAAGCACUAUAGUGUCAUAAAACUUUAGUUGAAAAACUUUCCAAAAGAUGUGGCUUUAUAUAUUCAUGGAAUAUAUAUAAGGAAAUAGAAAGAUGGAAAUUACUUAUUUGUAAUAAAUCACGCUUAUCAUAAUGGAGGUGAAAGAAUUGAAGUGUUCAAAAUAGAUGAAUAAUUAGAAUUAACUUAUGUUCAUUCAAUUAUUAUGGAUGAAUAGUAUACAGGAAUUUUGAAUGAUUUGAUUGUGAUAGAGGAUAAUCGUUUUUUAAUUACAACUUAUAUGCCAUUACCUGAUCCUAAAUAAGGUAGACAUAAAGCCGAUGCUAUGCAUAUCUUAAAAACCUUAUUUUACUAAUUGACAAAAUAGAAGACUACAUAUAUAUUGGAUUGUAGAUUUACAAAAGGGNUGAUAAAUUAUUAAAUGGAAGACCAAAAUAUAGAUGUGUUGUUAAAGUAGGCAAUGCUCCUUAAACAUUAAAGUAAUGAGUUAAAGAAUUUAAAGUCAAUUAAAUAUUAAUCAAUUUUUAAUUAUAAUAAUAAUUAUUUUCGUCUAUAUAAAUGA
Molecule: messenger RNA, 825 nt
Organism: Paramecium primaurelia
Lineage: Eukaryota; Ciliophora; Oligohymenophorea; Peniculida; Parameciidae
Source: the annotation of a GenBank genome assembly